Messenger RNA from Cololabis saira (Pacific saury), 4193 nucleotides. RefSeq names its product NHL repeat containing 2 (gene nhlrc2). Gene Ontology annotation, molecular function: protein binding. The coding region runs from base 23 to 2179 and encodes 718 amino acids. Lineage: Eukaryota; Metazoa; Chordata; Actinopteri; Beloniformes; Belonidae. The transcript is spliced from 12 exons. The record is from RefSeq and is a predicted model, not a curated record.
GUCGGGGGGAGCUGCCGGAAACAUGGCGUCCCACUGCAGCCUCUCCACUUUAUUCCCCAUUCAGAGUCAACUUGAUCAAUCCCUCGAAGACGCUACACAAGGAGAAAAAGAACAGCUUGUCUAUCAGUAUUUGAAAAAGAUAGACAAUGGAGAAGGCCUGAAGAUCCCGGAUUUCCCCGCAGGCUUGGAAUGGCUGAACACGGAGGGGCCCCUGUCGUUGAGCAAGGAGCUGGCUGGCAAAGUGGUGCUGCUGGACUUCUUCACUUACUGCUGCAUCAACUGCAUGCACAUCCUCCCUGACCUGCACCAGCUGGAGCAGAGACACUCCGUUAAAGAUGGAUUGGUUAUCGUCGGUGUGCACUCUGCCAAAUUCCCCAAUGAAAAAGUCCUGGACAACAUCCGCAGCGCCGUGCUCCGCUACGACAUCCACCACCCUGUGCUAAACGACAGUGAGGCGUCAAUGUGGCAUGAGCUGGAGGUUUCCUGCUGGCCUACGCUGGUCCUACUGGGGCCGCGUGGCAACCUGCUCUUCUCCGUGGUGGGUGAGGGCCACCGUGACAGGCUGACGCUCUUCACCGACAGCGCGCUCCGGUUUUACGGGGAGCAGGGCACCCUGAAAGCUCACGCAGUGGGGAUCAAGCUGUACAGGGAGUCCCUGCCACCCAGCGUGCUUUCUUUCCCCGGGAAGGUGGCCGUCGACGACGGCAACCGAAGACUGGUCAUAGCAGACACGGGGCAUCACAGAAUUCUGGUGGUGUCUUUCACAGGACACCUGCUACAUGUCAUAGGAGGACCCAAAAACGGCAGACGAGAUGGCAACUUCUCUGAAGCUUCCUUCCACUCCCCUCAGGGCGUCGCCAUCAAAGGGGACACUGUCUACGUGGCCGACACAGAAAACCACCUGAUUCGAAAGAUUGACCUGUUGGAGGGCAGAGUCAGCACCCUAGCUGGAGUGGGUGCUCAGGGCACAGACAAAGAGGGCGGGGCCAUAGGAACUCAGCAGCCAAUCAGCUCUCCGUGGGAUGUGACGCUCGGCACUGCUGGCGGUGUUGACGACAAUGUGCUGUGGAUUGCCAUGGCAGGGACUCACCAGAUAUGGGCUUUGUUCCUAGCAGAUGGAAAACUGCCCAAAGCAAGUGAGUCCAAGGCGGGGGUUUGCGUGAGAUGGGCAGGUAGUGGCAACGAGGAGAACCGAAACAACGCCUAUCCUCACAAGGCGGGCUUCGCCCAGCCCUCCGGGCUGGCGUGGGCUCCAGAGGAGCCGUGGAGCUGUCUCUAUGUGGCUGACAGCGAGGGCAGCACCAUCCGCACCCUGGCCCUGAAGGAUGGAGCUGUCAAGCUCCUGGUUGGAGGAGAGAGGGACCCACUGAACCUUUUUGCUUUUGGAGAUGUAGAUGGCAAAGGGGUGGAUGCCAAACUGCAGCACCCUCUGGGCGUGGCGUGGGCUCCUGAACAGAGCUUGCUCUACGUGGCCGACUCCUACAACCACAAGAUCAAGGUGGUGGACCCAAAGACGAAGCAGUGUCACACAUUAGCAGGGACCGGAGAGGCGGGAGAUGCUGUUGGGCCAGAAUUUAACAAAUGCUGCUUCAAUGAACCUGGAGGAAUCUGUGUGGGUGAUGGUGGGAAGCUGCUUUACGUGGCUGAUACCAACAACCACGUGGUCAAAGUGCUUGACCUGGCCUCCAAGACCGUUUCACUGCUUCCCAUCUUCACUGAGUGCACAGACUCGGCACCUUCCCGGCCUGUGGGUGCUACCAAAGUCCCCACGCUGCCUAAAUCGGCCACCAGGAAGGACAUGCCACCAGUAUCGGUGUCAGUGGGCCAGACGGUUGUCAUGUCCGUCACAAUAUCCCUUCCAGAUGGAGCCAAACUCACCACGGAGGCCCCGAGCUGCUGGGCGCUCUCAGCCGAAGGAAACGAGUGGCUGCUGGACGGCCGGGUGGUGACCGGAGACAUUGGGGAUCUGUCGCAGCCCCUCGUCGUCUCAGCCAAACUUCCAGCCGUUGUAAAGGAGUUUAACGGCAAGCCCAGCCUGUCUCUGGCCGUGUGGGUGUUCUACUGCACGAAGGCGGGUAGCGCUUGCACGAUGAAAGCGGCCUCGUUUACACAGCCCCUUGAAAUCAACACCACCGCCGGGGAGGAGGAGGUCACUGUGGAGUUUGCCCACACCUUCUGAAAUCGGGAGCGUGUCUCAGUCAAAACAGACUCAAAAUCCACCCUUUGUCACGUUGACGCAUCGGUUCAUCCUCCAGUCGCAGCUACAACAGUGGCCUGUUUACUCAUCGAUCUGAAGUGAAGAAAGGAGAGAGUUUUGUAAUAGAUUUGUCACUUUUAAACAAAAAUGUAUCUCAAACACAACUCACAUUAGUUUAAAGUAAUGGCUCCAUGUAAGGAACGAUGAUAAUCUUAAGGAAGAGAAUCUUAAGGCUGUGCUGAAUAGUGUUCCAUCUUAGUAUUAGAGAAGUGUUUUAUUAAUGAAUUAAUUCUGAAAAAAAUUAAGAGUUUUGAUGGGUAGCAGUAGUAGAUAGUAGUGAUUAUGUCGUUUUUUUUUUUUACUUUUAGUCCUGUUAAAUGCAAAUUAGAAAUUAAAAGCAGGAGCCUGGGAUGAGCUUUAAGAUUUCACUUAAAUCCUAAACGGUGACGAGAUUGUCCAUAAACGUUCAGAACAGGAUACCGUUUCACGUCUCCAAAGAAUCAACGACUGAAUAACUCUUGAAACAGUUUGUCAUGAAAGUUAUGAAAACUUUUUCUUUCUUUUUUUGUUGUUUUUUCUCCCUAACCCAAAACUCCUGCAUAGCUUCACAGCAGAAAGUGAAAAGGGGGGGAAUAUGAUAGAGCUGAUUAAUGAUUCGGUUUAUUCUGCCGUUGGCUGUGAAAGGCUUGCCUCAGAAUGCUAAUGGAGAGUCAAGACCAAUUAAAAUAAAAAAUAAUUUAAAAAAAGAAGUCAGGGGAGGUUUUCAUGAGAAUUAUUAAGAUAGGAAGUCAAAAUCUCCGAUUUAAUCAGAGUCAGUGAAUGAGGUAUUGUCUGUGGUAUUCCAGGUUUAUGAGAGGCUUUUUAUGCAGACUCACAUAUUUUUAUAACCAUUAUCUUCUUAAAGUUGUCUGGCAUUGAGAUAAUAACUCUGAACUUUGUGCUUUAACGGAUAUAUUAAUAAUCAUCAUAUUCUAAAUGAGCUUCCAUAGAUUUUUGUACGGUCAUUUAAGUUUACCUUGCACCCAAAGUUUUGUCCCCUCUCUACGUGUGACUGAAGAUACUUUUAGGAGUUUUCACAGCACAAGGAGCCUUUUAUGAAGCUUUUCUCUGUCAUGAGUAAAGUGCCUGUUUUCGAUAAGGGAAGAAGUGUCUUGUGAACUGAUGGACUGCCGCUUGCGCCGCACACUGUGGAAUAUUUUAUUAGGAAGACAAAAGUCUCAUUAGGAUAUCAGUCUCGAGCAUCUGCUCCGCGCAGGAAACAGAAUAUGAAAGAGAUGCUCCAAUAAUGAUCCACUGUAUCACAUCGUGGCUUUUGUUAUCUAUUAUAAUAUGAUAAUGUGGAAGCCAUUAUUGUCGUUUUCACAUAUUGCUUUUCAUUGUUAUGACAAUUGUCAGAAAAAUAACUUGCGAAUGUUUUGAUUGUCAACGUUCCCGUCAUGUCUCAUAACAUAAUUCGGCUCACUAAACCUUUUUUUAUUUUUUUUUAUUUGGCUUGGAUCACUCGGCCAAAGUGCCUUGGAGAGGGAUGUUGCUGCAAGGAAGUGGUAAAACGAUGACACUUUAACUGUAUAUUAACACGAACGAUAACAGUAUUGUUGUGCUACGUGACAAAUGUUUUAUUCCCACAGGUUAUUUAUUUGAAACGAACAAAAAAAGUAUUUUUUUCCUCAGCUCGAUUAUCCCUCUGGCAUUUUUUAAUGAACUGUAAUGAGCUUGAGUUACUGCUGUCGGGCUUUAAGUUCCUCAUAUUGUUUCUCCUCAGACCUUUGUUGACACAUUUGCCUUCUGUAUGUGAGAGAGGGCAAAUGAAAAGUGUCCAGAAUCCUUUAGGUUUUUCUACUUUUUGGUCUGUUUCAUCUUAAAAUGUAUUUAACUCAUGUCCUUCUUUUCUGUGUAGCACAUGGUACACUUGCAUAACAAAGCAGAAACACGGGAUUUGGUGGGGGGGUAUUUUAGUAUCAUCUUUAUUUUUAAUAAAGCUAUAUUUGCAUAACUA